Papilio xuthus (Asian swallowtail) is the source of this 2307-nucleotide messenger RNA. RefSeq names its product transmembrane protein 205. Bases 79 to 939 code for a protein of 286 amino acids. The record is from RefSeq and is a predicted model, not a curated record. The transcript is spliced from 5 exons. NCBI's taxonomy places the organism in Eukaryota, Metazoa, Arthropoda, Insecta, Lepidoptera, Papilionidae.
CAAGUUAUAUUCUAGCCCUCGCCUCGCUCAGUCUCACACAGCUCCGUGCGCGCAACACACCACUUACGUCAUUACGUCAUGUGUAACGUUUGUACUCGCGAUGUGGCGCCGGCGAUCGAAACGCCGCCCGCCAAGCCAAACCGCACGCUCGAACGGAUGAAGAGGAAACACAAUAUUACAACCGACCCUCAUGAUGAGGAGCGCCAAAAGGAGGUCGCCUACCAGCCUGACCUGCUCGCUAUAUCCACACAGUACAGCAAAGUCGCCUACGAUCUAUUCAAGCAGGGAUUAGUCCGACUCCAAGAAACCAAGGCUUUCGUUAUGGCGACGCGGACACCGCAACCGCUGCAUAUAUCUUUGGCGUUGCUAGUAAUCGCGGCAUGGCUGCUGCGGCCCGGACCCGCUGCCAGUCUGCGCGGAUGGCGCGCCCUCUACGUCGCCGCUGUCGCCACGCACCUCGGCGCGCAGAUUUGGAUGACACUCAUUUCUGGUGUCGUUCUGUACUUCUCGCUGCCUCGGCACGAGUUCGGUCGUGUACAGACGGUGCUCUUCCCCGUCUACUACGCGUUCAAUGCGGUGGUGAGCCUGCUGGCCGUGCUCGCUUACUUCCGCACACAGACCCUCACGCAUUUCCAACACACCUCCUGGAUACAGCUAGCGUUGCUGCUAGCAGUGUUCAGUAUAGAAGCUUACGUGCGCCUGCGCCUCGUGCAGCCCAUGCUGCGUGCCAAGCAUGUCAAGACGCAGAUGGAGGAGGCUGCGGGGGGCGGACAAGAGGUGGGUCGUCUAGUUAUGGGCGAGCUGGCCCACUGUCCGCGCUACAUCCGCGUCCUGAAGACCUUCCGGGCCUACCACUCCACCAUCGCCAUGGGAACCAUGAUCGCCCUCGGCUGCUCCUGCUACUCCACCAUGAUUAUAGUAGACUCGAUGUGCCUCUAGACGCGAGCGCGACAACAUACAACGAAACAAAACGUCCAAUGUUUUAUAACUUUAAAUCUUUGACGUUUCCCCUGUUUGUGUUGUCUAUGGAAGUUGCAGUUAAGGAAAAAUAACUCUUUAGUGUUAAUGUUUGUUUCUCGUUGUGCGAAAUGUACGAUGUAUGAUGUAUAUAAUAUGACAUGGUUAUUUUUCUUUUAACGUUAUCAUCUACGAAUGUGUUACGAUAUAUGUAUUAUGGAAUAUGUCUAGAUUUUACAGAAUUCUGUAUGUAAAUAACAAUGAAAUUCUGUAAAAUCGAUAAAGUAUUUAAUGGUUUACAUUUAAAUUAAAAAUACAACACGUAUUUCAAAUGUAAGAUUUUCAUAAAAUAGCUAAGGAUGUUGUGAUUGCAUUUUUAGUGCAGUUAUGUAUGUUCCAGUUCCGAUCCAGGCUGUGCAGUCUGUAUUUUAUUAUAUUAUAGCUAAAUAUUAGUUAUUGAACGUUUUGUCGUUAAGAGUUAUCUGCAGGCGCUGGUCGCGUGAAUAUUUCCAAAUGAAAUACGUGUUUUUAACGUAAAAAAUGUUUGACUGUGUUAAUUAAAAUUUGACAUUUAAUGCACAUAAUAGAUAAUUUACAAUAACCAUUUAUAAGUCAAUUUUAAGUCCCUCGAAUUUGGGUAGAAGGCAUAUAUAUAUUCUUGCCAAUAAUAGUACUCGUAGUAUUUUUUGUAUUUUUAUAUUACAUUGCAGCCGCUAACCAUCUUAAUUAAAGCUGCUUGGUUACUAUAAAUGCGACAAAUUCAAGUCGCCCGAUAUCAGAAUUCCUACCAGGAAUGCCAUACAAAUUUAGUCUUAAAUAUAGCUUUUAAGUUUUUAGACAUUACGCCGAUAAUUCAAUCGUUUGUAGAAGACUGGAAUUUACUAAUGUGGCAAAACUAGAGCCUCAUGCGACGAACGCGUUCUGCGAAACCAAAGGUUUUUUAAACGUCGUAAACUUUACGUCCCACGAUGUUUAAGGAAAUGAAACUUUCAAAGAUCUCGUUGAUUGUACUCAUUGAUUGUUGAUAGUUUUAUUUCAUAAUUUUGCAGUAAGAUCUAGUCAGCAAUAAACGGAAAUUGGUCGUAAAGUCGCGAUUUGAUAUAAUUCAGGAGUUUAUGCUUACAUCUCAAGCCAUGUGUUGGAUGCGAUAGGUUGUCUGUGACAUACGAUCAAGCAGCUUGCAGUCGCGGACGUAUUGUAUUAUAUAAAUUUAGCAAUAUUUAAUCUCUAGUUGUAGGUACUUUAUACCGAUGAUCUGAAUGUUAUCGUGUAAGAUAUCAUUAUUUAUUCAAAAGAGUGAUGAGAGUUUAAUUAAGAGAUAAAAAAUAAAUUACUCUACUGAGAAAUAUA